Hydatigera taeniaeformis is the source of this 306-nucleotide messenger RNA. NCBI's taxonomy places the organism in Eukaryota, Metazoa, Platyhelminthes, Cestoda, Cyclophyllidea, Taeniidae. The record is from the annotation of a GenBank genome assembly.
AUGACUACUGAUACCAACUUUUAUCCCGACUUAGUAGGCGUUCGCAAACCAAAGUGCGCUCGUUGCAGGAACCACGGGAUAAUAGCGUGGAUCAAGGGGCACAAACGAUUCUGCGCGUUUCGUGACUGCCGUUGUGAACAGUGUCUACUAGUGGUGGAGCGUCAGCGAAUUAUGGCGGCACAAGUAGCACUCAAACGCAGACAAGCAGCAGAGGAUCUGGCUCUUCAUAGGUUGAUGGCAAAAUCCGAUGUGGAGCAGAAUUCUAACAAUACCUUCAGCCCUCUACUCCUUCGUGAGUUUUUGUGA